ACAGUUCUCCUAAUUUGGGAAGUGUCAGGCCGGGAGGGGCGUCGGGUUGGCCGGAUUUUGUGUGCGCCUGCGCGAUCGCUGGGACAGGGUGUGUUCCUGCUGCCGGAUCCUGUAUUUGACUGAUCCAGUUCAUCGCUCUCCACCCGAGUUUUCCCUGCAGGUCCCCAAGCACACUCCACCAGGUGUUGCUCUCUGCGAACAUGUCCAAGUCUCUGAAGAAGCUGGUGGAGGAGAGCAGGGAGAAGAACCAGCCGGAAGUGGACAUGAGUGACAGGGGUAUCUCCAGUAUGCUGGAUGUCAACGGCUUGUUCUCCUUAGCCCAUAUCACACAACUGGUCCUCAGUCACAACAAGCUAACGACUGUGCCACCAAACGUAGCAGAGCUGAAGAACUUGGAGGUACUUAACUUCUUCAAUAACCAGAUCGAGGAACUGCCCACCCAGAUCAGCAGCCUUCAGAAACUCAAACACCUGAACCUUGGCAUGAACAGGUUGAACACACUGCCUCGAGGAUUCGGCUCGCUCCCGGCUCUGGAGGUCCUGGACUUGACGUAUAACAACCUGAAUGAACAUUCUCUUCCGGGAAACUUCUUCUACCUCACCACCCUGCGUGCACUCUAUCUAAGCGACAACGAUUUUGAAAUCCUGCCUCCAGAUAUUGGGAAGCUCACAAAGUUGCAGAUACUCAGCCUCAGGGAUAAUGACCUGAUCUCACUGCCUAAGGAAAUCGGGGAGCUGACACAGCUGAAGGAGCUCCACAUUCAGGGGAACCGCCUGACCGUUCUGCCUCCAGAGCUAGGCAACUUGGAUCUAACCGGUCAGAAGCAGGUCUUCAAAGCCGAGAACAACCCCUGGGUUACCCCAAUUGCCGAUCAGUUCCAGCUCGGCGUCUCCCAUGUUUUCGAAUAUAUCCGUUCAGAAACAUACAAGUACCUCUACGGCAGACACAUGCAAGCAAACCCAGAGCCUCCAAAGAAGAACAAUGACAAAUCAAAGAAGAUCAGCCGGAAACCCCUUGCAGCCAAGAACAAAUGAGGAGCAGGCAGACAGAGCAGACCCAGAAGAGUUAAGGAAAGAGUUGUCUGGCCUCCCUUGCUCUGUCCUGCAAAUAGAUGCAGCGUGCUGGUGCCUACUUUUCUUUUUUAAAGAAAAUCCUUUUCCCUUUUCACCUCCCAGUGCUUGAACCCAGCCCGACUUUUGCACCUUUGAAAUUCUUGUGGUAGGUGGUGCAGUUUUUAUAAAGUCUUACAUUCCUUCUCAUUUGUUUCCUUAAAAUUGCCCAAGGCAGAAAACAAAGCUCUCAUUCUCCUGCAAAUUCCAUGGUAGGCACAGGCUUCAGUUCCUUGAAUAAACGUCACAAGGCUGCUUAUUAUCAAAAGAAUAAUUAAAAUCAUGUAACCACUUAAAUGUCACAGUUAACACUUUUCAUUCUUUCUGUUUAUUCAUAUAACUCAUUAUUGUGCCUUAUUAAAAAAUCUUCCCUCACCGCCAAGCUAUUAUGUUCAUUUAACUUACAAAUGAUUUAAUAAAAUCUUGAAUUUAUAUCACACCUUUCUUCUUGACUAAAAUAAAAGAAAUAACUUAGUA
This is a messenger RNA of Apodemus sylvaticus (European woodmouse), 1586 nucleotides long. It is a transcript of the gene Rsu1, whose product is annotated as Ras suppressor protein 1. Lineage: Eukaryota; Metazoa; Chordata; Mammalia; Rodentia; Muridae. Bases 201 to 1034 code for a protein of 277 amino acids. The record is from RefSeq and is a predicted model, not a curated record. The transcript has 9 exons. Gene Ontology annotation, molecular function: protein binding.